CCCGCCCAUCAAGCAUUCGGCCGAGAGACAGAGAAUACCACCGCUGCCUGGCAUCAAUUGUAAUUAGUCAUUACGGGAAUUACACUGAAUAAAUCACCUAGAUCAAAAUGGACUCGAGCUCAGCGGUCAAGGGUCAAGAUGUGCUUGCAGGACUUGAUCGUUUCAAACCUCUUCCCGACCUCCGCACUCAUGCAGACGAUUGGACUGGUGUAACUUCAAGGCAGGAAAGAAAGCGACGACAGAACAGGCUCAAUCAAAGAGCAUGGCGCCGAAGAAAGGGUGCUCAUUAUACAUCAGAUGGACAACAAUCCCAGACUGUCACAGCGACAUCCACUCAUACUUCUCAUGAUGAUUCGGUGGUGUUGAGAGACACUUUCCCUUCGAUAUUUGCUAGAGCACCGAUCAUUGGCGAUGGGAUUUUACUCAUACCCAAUGUAUGCGAAGCAGAGAGACUUCGAAACUUGAUACGUCAGUCUCUUGAAGACUAUUCACUACAAACCCCGCGCCCAUCCAACUUGCACAUAAUCAUCCGCCUAAAUGUUCUGAACGCCAUAGCCGACAACGCCACAGUAAUUGGAUUUCCAAAGGAAAGUCUAUGUCGGGAUGAGUUCAUAUCGCCCUUCUACCAGACCGGCCCAAUCCAAAUCCCAUCACCCAACUGUCCCGCGAGUCUUCAACCAACGUCGCUGCAGCGCUCGACGGCACAUCAUCCCUGGAUAGACCUGUUCCCUUUCCCCAAGUUCCGCGACAAUGUUCUUCGUGGUAUGCAAAAAGGGUUGUUCGACGAUGAUGAACUCUGUGGCGAUCUGUUGGGAGUUGAAGGAGCAGGAGUGGGGGAGCAGCCGUCGCUUUUGGUGUGGACUAUCGCUUGGGAUGCAAGAGGUUGGGAAGUAAAUGCCGCGUUUGUGAAGAAAUGGGGGAGCCUGAUUCAAGAUUGCCCUGAGAUCAUGGAUUCGACGAAUUAUUGGCGGAGAAAGAGGGGACAACCUGCGUUGACGUUUGAUGUUGAUACUGACACCGGUCCAUGAAAUAGGAAAGGCUCUUCAAAGUCGAUUAUGGCACGUCCUGAGAAUACCGGGCAACACUCAGAAGAUAAUAUGAACUGUGGCAUGUCUGUGGACCGUUAUUGUCCCUUAGAAGCCUCCGCCUGCUGCGAGUCAUCCCUCUUGGUGUCCGAUGGCACCGUGGGAGUACUUGUUGACCUCGUCAUCUGGCCUCCUUCUCUCAUACCUCCCUGGCCAGCGUCGCCCUUCAGCAGGAUAUCAUCCACAAAGAAACUGGCCAGGAGACAUAGAGCCAUAAGAGGUAUAGUUGUGAUGAAGAUCACUCGAAAACCUUGCAUGCGCGCAUCGAUGAUAGCGCUUUCGAACUCUGGUGUGUUGGGGUCUCCAACAGCCCAGGUUCCAUCCAAAACACGGUCACGAAGCCAUUCCGGCACCUCGCUGGUUUGUGAAAGGGCUUUGCUUAGAGUUGCAUAGUGUGCAGGUGUGGACACAGCGAUACCAACAACGCCGCCGAGGGAGCGAAAGACGUUGCGAGUUCCUGUCGCUACAGCACGGUCUUCGUCUGCAGAGUUGGCUUGUAGUGCAACAAGGCCUCAAUCGGAGUUAGUGCAUUAGACAAAUUGACAGUCCAUCGUCAAAGGAAGCGUUCGACGUACCUGGCUGAUGGACCCAUCCUAUCCCAGCUCCUUCAACAGCUAGAACUACUACGUAGACGGCGACAUGAGUGUGCUCAUUGAAUAGAAGUUUGAGGCCGGCACCGAUCGUCCAAAUUGCGAAACCAGUCCGUAAGAUGGGCAUGUAUCUGUAGAUGCGUGAGGAA
This is a messenger RNA of Fusarium odoratissimum NRRL 54006, 1824 nucleotides long. RefSeq lists its product as uncharacterized. NCBI's taxonomy places the organism in Eukaryota, Fungi, Ascomycota, Sordariomycetes, Hypocreales, Nectriaceae. The transcript is spliced from 2 exons. The record is from RefSeq and is a predicted model, not a curated record. The coding region runs from base 108 to 1028 and encodes 306 amino acids.